GGCUCUUGGAGCGACAGCUGCAGUCCAUUCAAGACUCUGCUCCCACGAAGAACAAUUGAAAUUUGGUUCCUGCUGGCCCCAGUGUGUUCAGCAUGGCAGCUGUUAACUGUGUGCUGUGGGAGGACAACUUUCUGUGCCCUAUCUGCCUGGAUGUCUUCACAGCUCCCGUCACCACACAGUGUGGACACAACUUCUGCAAAGCCUGCCUCAUCGAAAACUGGAGAAUCAAUAGAUCACGCCAGUGUCCAGUCUGCAAACAUUAUUUCGACACCAGAACUGAGGUGCACGUCAAUACCUUCAUAUCUGAGAUGGUUGCUCAAUUGAGGCAGUCGGCCGUGAAAAGAUCCUUGGAAGUUGCCCUAGAAGGUGAGGUUCCCUGUGAUAUCUGCACUGGGACCAAGCUGAAGGCUCUCAAGUCCUGCCUGGUGUGUCUGUCCUCGUAUUGUGAGACUCACCUGGAGCGACAUCGGACAGUGUCAGGGCUGAAGAGACAUACGCUCAUCGAGCCUCUGGUAAACCUUGGAGGCAGAAUGUGUUCAAAGCACAAUGAACUCAUGGAGCGGUUCUGCAAGACAGACCAGAUGUGUGUGUGUCACCUUUGCUAUGAGCUUGACCACAACUCACACCAUGUUGUAGCCCUGAGUGAGGAAUGUGAAGAAGAGAAGUCUAAGCUGGCGAGUAGGGAGGCUGAUUUACUGUGCAUGAUCGAUGAGAGGCAGCAUAAAGUGCUGGAGCUCAGAGGGUCAGUGCAGCUCAGCAAAGAAGCUGCAGACAAUGCAGCAGCAGAUGGUGCACGUGUCUUCACUGUCCUGAAGCAGCAUUUGGAGACAGAUCUGUCCAGCCUCACUGAAGAGAUCAAGAGGCAACAGGAAAUUAAAGCAAAUCACGCCAAGGGCCUUAUGGAAGAGCUUGAUCGGGAGAUCUCUGAGCUGACAAGGAGAAACUGUGAGCUUAAGAAGCUGUCACGCUCUGAUGAUCCCCUCCACCUCCUCCAGAACUCCUCAACCCUGAGGACCGUCCCACCCAUUAAAGACUGGAAGAGAGUCAGCCUCCAUCAGCCAUCGUUUGUGGGGACCGUGGCCAGAGCCGUGGCAUGCCUCAAAGAGACACUCAGCAGAGACACAAUGGACCUGCUCAAGGCUGAACUAAAGAGGGUGCGGCAGUACGCAGUGGACGUGACCCUCGACCCUAGCACGGCGCACCCCACACUCACUGUGUCUCUUGAUGGGAAACAAGUGAAUCACAGUGAUAUGGACGUGACUCUUCCAGACAACCCGGACAGAUUCUCUACUUCCAUCCUCGUCUUGGGGAGGCAGAGUUUCGCCUCAGGCAGUUUUUACUAUGAAGUUGAGGUCAAAGGGAAGACUAAGUGGGAUCUGGGAGUGGCCAGUGGUUUGGCAAACAGGAAAGGACUAGUCACAUCAAGCCCAGAAGCUGGCUUCUGGACCUUGCAGCUAAGGAAUGGAAAUGAGUACACAGCACUUGCCGACCCUGACAUCUUGCUCUCGGUGAAAUCGCGACCUCACAGGGUGGGGGUGUUUGUAGAUUAUGAGGAGGGUUUAGUCUCAUUUCAUGACGUUGACACCGCAAAUAUUAUCUACUCCUUCACUGGCUGUGUCUUCAAUAACAGACUCCACCCUUUCUUCAGUCCUUGUUUCAAUGAGGGAGGUUUAAACUCUGCCAGUCUCACAAUCUCUCCUGUUCAUGAAGCUGAUGUUUUAUAAAGCUAUCCAUUGAUAUUGUGGCAAUAAUCAUCCACACACUUUAACAUGGUUUUUAAUUGUUUUGCCCAAGUAAAUGUUGGUAGAGUUGUUUCAUGUAUCGGUGACUUUUACUUUUAGCAGUCUUGAAGUGUAGAUAUGCCAUUUUUAAUCCAUUCAUAGCAGAAUGUUGUGCUAAAUAAACGUAUUAUUAUUGCUUAACAGAGAUAGAAUAACAGAAGUGGUGCACAUGGCAUACCUCACAAUCCUCUUUCCAAUGUUAUUAACUUGUUAUUAAUUGUUUUAGACGUAAUAGAGCAUAGUGAUUAAAAUCUAUCCAAUGUAGUGUAUUUAGUAUUUCGGUUUUGUUUCAGGGUUGAAACAAAUUCGUAAAUUGAAAGAACUACAAAUGAUUUACCUCAAUGUGAUGUUGUAUUUUAUGUUUUAUCAAUGAAUAUUCUAGUUAAUUUUUUAUCUCUAUUUAUCUUUUGUAAUCAGCAGUGGCUGGACAGUGUAUGGUCACUUUCUUUUCCAUGGUUUGUUGGAUGAUUAAAUUGAAUCUUGAAUAAGCCGGUGCUCAUCUGCCAAUGUUACAUGCAGCUGACCAUAAUUAUAAAAUUGACAUUGUGUU
Pleuronectes platessa (European plaice) is the source of this 2331-nucleotide messenger RNA. RefSeq names its product nuclear factor 7, ovary. The record is from RefSeq and is a predicted model, not a curated record. The transcript is spliced from 2 exons. Bases 93 to 1724 code for a protein of 543 amino acids. Lineage: Eukaryota; Metazoa; Chordata; Actinopteri; Pleuronectiformes; Pleuronectidae. Gene Ontology annotation, molecular function: protein binding; zinc ion binding.